AUGUCAUCCCCAACCAUCUACCUCAUCACCGGGGCCAGCAGAGGAAUCGGCCUCUCCCUCACCCAAACCCUCCUCCUCCGCCCAAACACCACCGUAAUCGCCACUAUGCGCAACCCCACCACCAACUCUCUCUAUACUAACCCCCCACCAACAUCCCCCACCUCAACCCUCAUCCUCCUCCCCCUCGACAUCCAAUCCACCACCUCAAUCACCAACGCCAUCGAAACUCUCAAAGCAACCCACAACAUCACGCACAUCGACACCGUGAUCUCCAACGCAGGCUACUACAACGACGCCACCCACCGCGUCGACAACAUCCCUCUCGACACCGUGCAAUUGCACUUCGAUGUGAACGCACUUGGCGUGAUUCGUCUCUUUCAAGGAGUAUACGACAUGCUGAAGAAGAGCACGAAGCCGGUGUUCGUCACUGUUAGUAGCUUUCUAGGGAGUAUCGGCGGUCUCGAAGAGGAAUUCUUUCCCGGCGCAGCGUAUGGCGUUAGUAAGGCUGCCGGGAAUUGGGUGACGAGGAAGAUGCAUGUUGAGAAUGAGGGGAUGGUUUGUUUUAUGGUGCAUCCAGGGUUCGUUAAGACUGAGAUGGGUGAUGCGUGUGCGAAGAGUAUCGGGUUGGAGGAGGCUUUUACGGAGCCGAGGGAGUGUGCGGAGGCUUUGGUGAAGUUGAUUGAAAGCGCCACGAGAGAAACAGUCGGAGGCCGGUUCAUCAGCUGGAAGGGUGAAGAGGUUCCUUUCUGAUUGGUAGAUAUAUGCAAAGCUGCUAUAGUACCGCCUGUUGCGCUUCU
This is a messenger RNA of Aspergillus vadensis CBS 113365, 797 nucleotides long. RefSeq names its product SDR family oxidoreductase. Gene Ontology annotation, molecular function: oxidoreductase activity. The coding region runs from base 1 to 750 and encodes 249 amino acids. The record is from RefSeq and is a predicted model, not a curated record. NCBI's taxonomy places the organism in Eukaryota, Fungi, Ascomycota, Eurotiomycetes, Eurotiales, Aspergillaceae. The transcript has 4 exons.